Molecule: messenger RNA, 2207 nt
Organism: Culicoides brevitarsis
Lineage: Eukaryota; Metazoa; Arthropoda; Insecta; Diptera; Ceratopogonidae
Product: ESF1 homolog
Exons: 2
Coding region: 44-2155 (703 amino acids)
Biological process (GO): rRNA processing
Cellular component (GO): nucleus
Molecular function (GO): RNA binding
Source: RefSeq, a predicted model, not a curated record
UCCAUGCUGUUUUGAAUAAAAAUCCCUUAAUUUCACACAAAAAAUGGCAAAAGACGACGAAAAAACGGAAAAAAUAUGGUCAGAUCCGCGUUUCGCGCAUCUCGUGAACGACCCACGUUUCAAGGGACUCCCAAAGUCACAGAAAAAGGUCAAAAUCGACAAGAGAUUCCAGUCGAUGUUCGAAAAUGACAAAUUUAAACUGAAGUACAAUGUGGACAAACGAGGCCGGAAAGUCAAUACGACAACCACGGAGGAUCUGAAGAAGUACUACGACUUGAGUUCGGAGAACGAAACCGACGAGGAGGAGGAAAAACGCAAAGAACAGAAAGCAAUUGAGGAACAAUCCGAAUCUGAGGAGGAGGAAACUGCCGAAACUGAUGAAUUUGGGAAUUCUACACUCGACAGAGGCGAUAUUGCGCAAGAUAUCAAGUCAAAGUUGAAGAAUUUGGACAUUGAUUAUGCCAGAGGUGAAGCUGCUUUGUUGUCGGAUAGUUCUUCAGAUGAGGAAUCCAGCGAAGAAGAAGAUCCCGAACUCAUGCUCGAUCAUGUCUGGGGCGAGUUAGAUGCCGAUGCGCCUCGUACGGAUGAAUCAACUCGUCGAAUUGCCGCUUGUAACAUGGACUGGGAUCGCAUUCGCGCCGUUGACAUCAUGGUUUUGUGUCAUUCUUUCCUUCCGCCGGGCGGUGUCGUGCAAAAAGUCUCCAUCUAUCCCUCGGAAUUUGGCAAGGAACGCUUGAAAGAGGAAGAAAUCACGGGUCCCAAGGAGCUAAUCGAGUCAGCGAACCGCGAUUCUGACAACGAAAUCGAUGCAAAAGAAGAAGAUGCCGAAGAAUCCGAAUAUCAACGUGAAAAAUUGCGCGAAUAUCAACUAAACAGGCUGAAAUAUUAUUAUGCCGUCAUUGAAUGUGAUUCCGUAGCGACUGCUGACAAGCUUUAUGCUGAAUGUGACGGCAUGGAAUACGAAAGUACGGCUUGCAAACUGGAUUUUCGCUUCAUUCCCGAUGACGUGACCUUCGACGAAGACGAACCACGUGACGUUUGCACGGAAUUACCGGAUUUGGCGAAAUACAAGCCUCGUUUAUUCACCACAAAAGCCCUGCAACAGGGAAAAGUCGAGCUGACGUGGGACGAAAAUGACAUGGAACGCAAGGAAAUCCAAGAAAAGUUGCUGAAUGGCGACUUGCAAGACGUGCCCGAUGACGUUUUGAAGAAAUAUGUCGCUUGUAGUUCGAGCGAAGGCGAAAGUGAGGCGGAAAAUGAGGAAAAAUCCGAGGAAAGUAGCGAAAGUGAGGUCGAAGAAGUGCAAAAAGGCAAGAAAAACAAGAAAAGUAGCAUCGAAAAAUACAAAUCGCUGCUUAACGAGAUCAAUCAGCAGGAGGAAGAACGGAAAAAACAACAAAUUGAACGAGAAUUCACGUGGGGCAUUGGCGUCGAGAGCGAUUUAAAUGCCAAAAAGUCACAAAAAUCCAAGGACAACCUCACACCUUUCGAAAAAAUCCUCGAAAAGAAGAAGGAAAAACGCAAGGAACGCAAAGAAGAACGAAAACGUCGCAAAAAAGGCUCCGAAGAUGACUCAGAUUCCGACAUCCCCGAUGGCAUCGACAUGAACGACCCAUAUUUCGCCGAAGAAUUUGCUAAUAACGAAUUUGAAAAACCCGCCAAAGCGAAAAAGGACAAAAAAUCAAAGAAACCUUCCGUGGAAGACGACGAAGAUCAAGAAGCUAAAAAUGCGCAGUUGUCACUGCUGCUCGCAGAUGGCGACGACGACAAUCGAGCUCACUUUAGUUUGAAGAAAAUUCAGGCGAUGGAGGACGAAACGAAGCCCAGCAAAGCGAAACGCAAGUUCAAAAAGAAGAAAUUGCGCGAAAUUCAAGCAGAAAAGGAAAAACUAAAGGCGCAGGACGAUUUCAACUUAAAUUUAGCUGAUGACAGAUUCAAAGCGGUCUUUAGCAAACCAGAGUUCAAUAUUGAUCCCACAAAUCCGCAGUUUAAGAAAACCAAAAAUAUGGAUGCGUUGAUACAGGAAAAACUGAAGAGAAAGGACAUUUCCAACGAAAAUGGGAACGAGACCGAAGAUUCGAGUAAGAGACCGAAGUUAGAUCCCGAAGUGAGUGCGAUGAUGAAAAGUAUCAAGAGGAAAAUCAAGGAUUGUUAGUUUUUUUUUGUAAAUAAGAAAAUUUACAAAUAAAAAAAAUUAUUGAAGUUUU